Messenger RNA from Ostertagia ostertagi, 618 nucleotides. The record is from the annotation of a GenBank genome assembly. Lineage: Eukaryota; Metazoa; Nematoda; Chromadorea; Rhabditida; Trichostrongylidae.
AUGAAGCGAGUUGCGGAUCUGAAAAGAAUUGGAAACCAUAAAAUGAUGUUCGAAAGGGAAUGCAGCAACAAGGAUUUCAUCACAAGGACCUAUCCAUGUGUUGGCAAAGAAGUUAGCAAUUGGAUUCGGCCGUGCUCGGAGCAAGUCAAUGCCUACUCAGCAGUACGUGACAGCGUCAAUCAACGCAUAUCGAGCACCUAUGACACCGCUGUGGCGAAGGUGAAGGCUACUAUUGGAGAAGACAGGAAAGAGGAUCUGCGGACUUUUGAAAAGGCGAUGAACUCGAUAGCCUUACUGGAAGGAUCAAAAUGUGGACUCUUCAAGCAGAUGCGAGUAUGCGUGCUACGACGGCUUCUUGAAAAAUGUGGACCGGAGGCGAUGAAAGCGUUCAACACGAGUAUUAGCCUUGGGUAUCUCCGAACAGAGCGACGAGAACGAUUAAACUUGGAUUUUGAGGUGAGCAGAGCUAAAGGUUUACCAAGAGCUUCUCAUUUUUACCAUCGAUUCGAGAAGUUCUCGAACUUUUGGAAUGUAUUUUCUACAUUGUUUUUAACUAUCCAGUACAUCCUAAUUGCAUUGGUCUUUGAACGAUGGAGCCUUCAAAGCGCUCAGCAGUGA